AAGGCUCAAAACUAGCAGUUGUUCGAAGGUUUGGCAACCGCGAUGCGUGUGAAGAGAGACGGCUAGGGUGUGGAGUAGCGCCACUGAAGUGCACCAGUCGUUCGUAUCAUUUUCCGAAUUCUUUACUGUGGCUCUGGUGAAUGACGAUUAUAGCAUGCAAUGACUUUGCACCAGUGGAUACAUCCGCUUUAGUUUAUUUGCUUGCUUUAUUCAUUUUUCCGUUUUAAAUGAAUGGCAUGUGCAUUUUGCGAGGCUACUUGAUGUGCCAUCCGGAGUGAGUGGUUUUGGCAAUAUGUGUCGCUGGAAUAUGGUAUGCACUCGCAGGGCUUAUGGAAUAUAGCCUGGUUUGUCACAAUCUGUAUGCGUUCUCAUUCAGCCCGGUGAAAAAUAAACUCUUUCUGCUCGGCAUCAUGUUUUUACUCUGGGUAUAUAUGCUCUACUCCUGCGUGGGCUACUGUGCCACCAUGCCAAGUUUGGUCGUGGACAAUUACCGGGGAAAGGAGACAGGGUCUGUGGUCGGUAAAAGGAUAGAGAAUAACGGCAGAGUGGACCUCAUGUCCAGACUGCUCCCUAGACCCCAACCCUGGGUGGAUAUAGAAUCCGAUUACGACGAACCCUCUGUCCGGACCUCCUCCAGAGACUUGCUCAAUAACGAUAUAGACGCGUACAGAGGAGCGGAGGACUGGGACGAGAUGAGGGGCGAGGGGCAGAGAGCUCCUGAGCCCGGUGCGAUGUCAAGUUUCUCCAACGGAUCAGGGAGCAAGAAGCUUCCCCAGGCGAUCAUCAUCGGUGUAAAGAAAGGAGGGACGCGCGCGCUGCUCGAGUUCCUCCGCGUGCAUCCAGACAUCCGAGCUGUGGGAGCCGAACCGCACUUCUUCGACCGCAACUACGAGAAUGGACUGGAGUGGUACAGGGAGCUGAUGCCCAAGACCCUGGAGGGUCAGAUCACCAUGGAGAAGACCCCCAGCUACUUUGUGACCAGAGAGGCCCCGGCCCGGAUCUCCGCCAUGUCCCGGGACACCAAGCUUAUUGUGGUGGUGCGGGACCCCGUCACCAGGGCCAUCUCUGACUACACGCAGACGCUGUCUAAGAACCCCGAUAUUCCCACCUUCGAGAGCCUGACCUUCAAAAACAGGACUACGGGGCUCAUCGACACAUCCUGGAGCGCCAUCCAGAUCGGCAUCUAUGCCAAGCACCUGGACAACUGGCUGCAGUACUUCCCCAUGGGUCAGAUCCUGUUUGUGAGCGGAGAGCGUCUGAUCAGCGACCCGGCCGGAGAGCUGGGCCGGGUGCAGGACUUCCUGGGACUCAAGAGGAUCAUCACUGACAAACACUUCUACUUCAACCAGACCAAGGGCUUCCCCUGCCUCAAGAAGGCUGAGGGCAGCAGCAAGCCCCACUGCCUGGGCAAAACCAAAGGGCGGACCCACCCCAACAUCCACCCAGAGGUGGUGCAGAGGCUACGGGACUUCUACAGACCUUUCAACAUGAAGUUCUACCAGAUGACAGGACAUAACUUUGGUUGGGAUUGAUGGAUGUGAAUUUGGGAAGACACCUUGUUUUUUUUCUCUCUCUGUAAUUCAAUGAAUGGCAAAAAAAAGACAUGCGAGAUAUUGCUAUAUAUAUAUGUAAAAUGUACAGAAAUCUAUUUUAUAAUAAUUUAUUUUUAUUUCUAAGCAAUUAAUUCACUAAGCUGCCUAACCAUAUUGUACAUACAUAGCAUCUGGCCCACAUUUAUUUCCUCGUUUUCUUUUUUUUUUACAUUCCACAUUUUAUUUUGUUUCUUUAUUCUUCCCUUAAUGGUCCCUCAUGUCAACUCAAUAGAGUUAACAUGUCAACUCAGCACAGUUAAAAUGGUCUCUCAUGUCAACUCAGCAGAGUUAAAAUGGUCCCUCAUGUCAUCUCAGCAGAGUUAAAAUGGUCCCUCAUGUCAACUCAGCACAGUUAAAAUGGUCCCUCAUGUCAACUCAGUAGAGUUAAAAUGGUCCCUCAUGUCAACUCAGUAGAGUUAAAAUGGUCCCUCAUGUCAACUCAGCACA
This is a messenger RNA of Oncorhynchus tshawytscha (Chinook salmon), 2039 nucleotides long. RefSeq names its product heparan sulfate (glucosamine) 3-O-sulfotransferase 3B1b (gene hs3st3b1b). The transcript has 2 exons. The coding region runs from base 330 to 1532 and encodes 400 amino acids. The record is from RefSeq and is a predicted model, not a curated record. Gene Ontology annotation, molecular function: [heparan sulfate]-glucosamine 3-sulfotransferase activity. NCBI's taxonomy places the organism in Eukaryota, Metazoa, Chordata, Actinopteri, Salmoniformes, Salmonidae.